CAGAAAGUGCAACGUCAGAGCAAAACUGUAAUUACCCUUUGGUUUUCGUUUCAGAUGAGUGCAGUAGUUUAAAGGAAUCUCUUCUCAGCCACAUCUUUCUCUCUCUCAUAUUUGCUAGCUCUUCAUUUUGUUAUUAUGAGAGUUUCGUUUAGUUUUCUUGUACGUUUUUGUUAAAUCUUCUUGGUGUCUGCUAUUAGCGCACACAGAAUUUUUUUGAAGAUUUUGAAGGGAUUUAAUGUGUUCAAGGUGCUGCUAAUUCACUUACAAAUCUUUUUCAUCCGUUUUUGCUAUCUUUGUUCUUUUGCAAAUUUUUAAUUUUUUUUUGGGUUUUGGAAAGAGAAGAACGAUUAACCACAAGAAGAACUGGGAGAACCUAGCUGAAUCGGCUUCUCUACUUUCUUUAGUUUAUCUCUUUCCUCUUAUAUCAACCAGUCUUUCUAAAUUAGGGUUUCUGCAGUCAGAUCUCAGGACAUGCUAUCACAGAUGUACCUAAAUUAAGUUGAUCUAUAUCCAUAAAUGAAACUUGUAGAGUCUGUGUCAUCGUCUACUGAAAUCCUUUGAUUUAAAAUAGGGAGGAUGAUAAAAGGUUUUGUAGUAGAAGAGAAUAUGUCCCAUUUAACUUGUACAUCUGGUGAAGUAAGUGCAUCUUCAAGUUCCAGAGUUGAAACUGGAACCAUGUACACACAAGCUUCAACAGAUCAAGCUCCACCACCAAAGAAGAAGAGAAAUCUUCCGGGAAACCCAGACCCAGAUGCAGAAGUUAUAGCUUUGUCUCCGAAAAGUCUCAUGGCCACAAACAGAUUUAUAUGUGAGAUCUGCAACAAAGGGUUUCAAAGAGACCAGAAUCUUCAGCUUCAUAGAAGAGGGCAUAACCUGCCAUGGAAGUUAAAGCAAAAAUCAAACAAAGUGGAGAGGAGGAAGGUGUAUGUUUGCCCAGAGCCUACAUGUGUUCACAAUGAUCCAUCAAGGGCUCUUGGAGACCUAACCGGGAUCAAGAAGCACUUCAGCAGAAAGCAUGGUGAGAAGAAGUGGAAGUGUGAAAAGUGCUCAAAGCGGUACGCUGUUCAAUCAGAUUGGAAAGCUCACUCCAAGAUUUGUGGUACAAGAGAGUAUAGAUGUGACUGCGGAAAACUUUUCUCCAGAAGGGACAGUUUCAUCACUCAUCGAGCCUUUUGUGACGUUCUUGCAGAAGAGAGUGCAAGAGCUAUCACAACAAACCCAUUUCUCUCUUCACAACAACCUAAUUCCUUAGCAUCCAAUUUUCUCAAUUUGCCACCCCAACUUCAAACUCAUGGCCUUCAACCUCUAUCAGUGAAAAGAGAACAAGACCAACACCAUAUUUUCAAUCCAAGACCAAAUAAUAACAGUGUUCCGCCAUGGUUAGCUUGCCCACAAGGAACUCUAGCAGCUGGUCCUGGUACCCCUCACAUCGAUUUCUCCUCGCCAUUAUUUUCUGGAAGUUGUUUGGACCAGUCCAUCAUAGACCGUCAAAACCCUAAUUCUAAUGCACUUGCUAAAUUCCAGUCUCAGACAAGUUCCCCACACAUGUCCGCAACUGCUCUUCUGCAAAAAGCGGCAGAAAUGGGCGUGACCAUGAGCAAAUCCUCUCCGCUACACUCAGCCAUGCUUAGACCCCACCAAGCUCACAUGUAUGAAAACAUUGGUUCCACAUCUACAGUUGGUUCUGCUCUAGGUUUGUCCUCACGUGAAGAGUUGGCAAGUGGGUUUGUUCAUAGCUUGGCAUCUUUUGGAAAUAAAGCUGCCGUUACCUCUAGUUUCAUGGAACAGUUUGGUGCAUGUGAUGCAGCUACUGGAGCUGGAGGUGGAGCAUCUCCCUCUCUUCUCCAUGAUAUGAUGAGUUGUUUGUCUUCUGCAAGUGGGUUUGAUGAAGGUCUGAAUGGGUAUCAUAAUCUUCAUGAAACAUUCUCAAGAACAACAGAACCCCGACUUAGCCAAAAUGAUCAUGACAAUAAAGGCAGUGAUGGUUUGACGAGAGAUUUCUUGGGUCUGAAAGCUUUUCCCCAUAGAGACUUUAUCAAUAUGACAGGGCUUGAUCGCAUAAAUUCCUCUUCUUCUUCUUCAGCAUAUGAACAACAUAAUCAGAACCAAAGACCUUGGCAAGGUUAAUUAGCUUAUGAAUGACCGUGCUUUCUUAAGUUUCUAUUGAGAGAAACCGAUUUACAGCCUAAUGCCAUGCAUGGCUUAUGUUAAGUUAUCUUGUUACCUCCAUUUUUGUUUCUGUUUCAUUUUUCAUCAUUUGGAUCUAUAAUUUAUUUCUGUUUUACAA
This is a messenger RNA of Pistacia vera, 2287 nucleotides long. Its product is annotated as protein indeterminate-domain 7-like. Gene Ontology annotation, molecular function: DNA-binding transcription factor activity. Gene Ontology annotation, cellular component: nucleus. Lineage: Eukaryota; Viridiplantae; Streptophyta; Magnoliopsida; Sapindales; Anacardiaceae. The record is from RefSeq and is a predicted model, not a curated record. The transcript is spliced from 3 exons. Bases 577 to 2127 code for a protein of 516 amino acids.